Messenger RNA from Scomber scombrus (Atlantic mackerel), 5165 nucleotides. It is a transcript of the gene ube2h, whose product is annotated as ubiquitin-conjugating enzyme E2H (UBC8 homolog, yeast). The record is from RefSeq and is a predicted model, not a curated record. Gene Ontology annotation, molecular function: ubiquitin conjugating enzyme activity. NCBI's taxonomy places the organism in Eukaryota, Metazoa, Chordata, Actinopteri, Scombriformes, Scombridae. Gene Ontology annotation, cellular component: nucleus. The coding region runs from base 194 to 745 and encodes 183 amino acids. Gene Ontology annotation, biological process: protein polyubiquitination; ubiquitin-dependent protein catabolic process. The transcript is spliced from 7 exons.
AGGUCUACUAACGUUAGCUCAGCAGCACAUUAGGACAGAGAGACAUUCAACAGAGAAGACGUUAUUUUGCGGUGAACAUUUCUGAAAGCCAAUGUUAACUUUCGGAUAGUACAGUUUGCUAGACUGUCUAGCGUUUAAGGGGGGGCUAGCUUUCAGUUUACUCGCUGGUGUUCUGCGGUGGAAAUAGCAAAAAAUGUCGUCUCCAAGUCCGGGUAAAAGGCGAAUGGAUACCGAUGUGGUGAAACUCAUCGAGAGCAAACAUGAAGUCACCAUCCUCAGCGGACUCAAUGAAUUUGUAGUGAAGUUUUUCGGACCACAAGGAACGCCGUACGAGGGAGGCGUGUGGAAGGUGCGAGUAGAUCUUCCUGACAAAUACCCUUUCAAAUCGCCAUCAAUAGGAUUCAUGAACAAGAUUUUUCAUCCCAACAUCGAUGAAGCGUCAGGAACAGUGUGCUUAGAUGUCAUCAACCAGACAUGGACAGCCCUUUAUGAUCUGACCAACAUCUUUGAGUCGUUCCUGCCCCAGCUGCUGGCUUACCCAAACCCCAUCGACCCUUUGAAUGGAGACGCAGCUGCCAUGUACCUUCACCGGCCAGAGGAGUACAAGCAGAAAAUCAAAGAGUACAUCCAGAAAUAUGCAACAGAGGAGGCUCUGAAGGAGCAGGAGGAGGGGGCCGGCGACUCUUCAUCUGAAAGCUCCAUGUCUGAUUUCUCAGAAGACGAGGCCCAGGACAUGGAGUUGUAGUGAAAGGAGGGCUCCCCCAUCCCGCCCCCUCCUUUUAACCCCCACAGAGACUAUAUUUGAUUUCCUAACCAUGAGAAAGCAGACUUAUAAUAUUCAUAUUUAAACAAGUUGAUUUUUUUAUUAUUAUUAUUAUUACUACUAAACAAGGAUUUUUAUGGAUAUCUAGCCUUUGGUGUGUUUGACAGACACCCCUCCCAUUCUGUAGCUGUUUCUCCCCACACAGAUGUCGCGAUUGCUUUCAUAUUCUCUCCCUGUCAUCUCUGCAUUUUUAAGGUGUAUCACGUAGUCAUAGCCAGAAAAAAAAACUCCCCGUGAACUGCUCAUUUUGUUUUUUCAAAUUUCACUUUUUAAAAUAUAUCUUUCCAGUUUGACCUGAAUUCUGAUUUUUUUUUCAUUGUCUUUUUCCAUUAUACCAAUAGAUUCUGACCGAUGAUUUGUUAGUUGCUUCACUGUAGAGCUGCUUAGGUCUUGCUUGCCUUGGGUGCACAGCUCUCAAAUAUCAUCCUGUAGUCAAGACAGUAUUUAUUAAGAUGUACAAAGACACAAGAUAUCUGAUUAUACUUAACAUAAAAAUAAAAAAAGUGUUACACCAAUAGACAGUGUAAAAGGCUACCCUAAAUGCUGCGUAAAGCAACUUUUUCAACAUAUUGAUUGAGGCAUGUCAGGACAAAAAAAAAAAAAAAGGCUUUUCAGUUUGCUACCUUGGCUGUUACUUAACUUUUUGUUACUCUUUGUCGACCUGCUGCAGCUGCCUGUCAAUGUGUGCUACUGCAGUGCAAGAUAAAUACUGAACAAGGUUCAUGCCUUAGGGAAAAAUAUACACACAUAUAUACAUACAUACAUGUCUUAUUAAAGGGUGGGAGAUAAUAUGGUGAAAAAGACAUAUUUUGGGUUCUUUGAGUGUUGAUCUGUUUGGACGUACACUAGUUGCACAGACUGUACUGAAGAGUUGUGCAUGAAGGCAAUGAAGAUGGCUCCACUCUGAGGCAUUUGUGGAGAUUCUGGUCAGACUCAGUUGGUAUUAUGGGAAAUAAAAAAUAGACCAGAGCUACUCUUUAACCAUUGGACCAUAUGAAUUUAAUAAUUCAUUCAACUUGCACUGGUUUUCUGUCAGGAGGCACCUUAAAACACGGGUAGCGAACGUUCUCAUCGUGCAGGAUUCAAAUGAAUUACAAUCAUCUGUACUCCUGCUAUUAAACAAAAAUGUAUCCUCAUUAUUGGUCAUUAACAACCUUCAUGGCUGAGUGUUGAAAUCACCUAUUCAGGUGACACUGGAUUUAGGAAACCAGCACCAAACUCUGUUGUAAUGUUGGUGAAAAGAAACAAAAAUGGUAAUAUGGUUAUUGAGCGGAUCUGAGUGAAAAUGAAGAGUGAUAUGUGGAGCUAGAUUCGGGUUAGUGUUGUAUCGGUCCUCCUUACAUUCCGCCGUUACCUGGAGUUCGCUCCAAUGCAUGCCCCUUCAUAUUGGUCUGACCUGUGGUAUGUACACCGACUGCAUCGACUGGACUGCCUACCAGAAUUGCUAUUUGGAUUACUAGUUUGAAGAAAUAGGACCCGAUAUAUGACAUUUAGGCUUGUAGCAAUUUUUAUUGAGGGGAAUUAUUUUGACAUUGAUUUGAUAUGUACAGAUUUGACUUCUUAAAAAAAACAAAAACUCUGGUGUCAUUCAUUGUUGAUUCAAUGUGAAAGGGGGAAGAUGUAAAUCCAUGAUGAGUGGAAAGAGAUCGCAAUCGCAGCUUUUUUUUUUUUUUGACUGUUUUUCCUACUUUAUUUCUUGUACUCUCACUUUUUUGCCCGAUGGGGGGGUCAACACGUUUGGAUUUUUUUUGUGUACAGCAUCUACCUUGUACAGUGAUAAAGACACCUCUCUGUAGCCUCUUGGAAAAGUCAGUGUUGAACCCGAAACACUGAGCAGGCGUCGCUUGUUGAGGCGAAUAUGGCAGUCGAACUACCUAGAAAACCUUGAAAUGUAUUCACUUCAGAGAUUGCAGUAACAAAACAAAAAUCACUGGCUGCUUUGUGGCAGAUUGUGGAUCCCAAGUAGGAGAUUCAUAGCUGAAUCAUAGCAGGGGGGGGUUACCUUAUCACCUCUGAUUUCAACUCCCCUCUCCUGUGCCUCAUCUCUAAAGGAAGGUGACCAUUGAGGAAAUCCCCGAAACCAUGUUUUUCCAAAAAAGCCAUGAAGGUGGGAAAAAAAACUAGAAAAGCACAUUUUUUUCACAACAUACUAUUCUUCACCUCCUUCCGCAAUUUGAUCCUGUAUUACAGUUGUGAUUUGACAUCUCAAUCUUCACUCUGUUGCAGAUUAGGGGAAUAACCCAGGGCUGAGUGGCAUUGGGUUUUCUUUGAGCUAAUGUAGGGUUGUUAGACUUUUAUGGCUCAGGUUUGAAAUACAUGAGUUUGGUUGUAUCUUGCAUAGUGAUUAACAUUUAGCACCCAAAAAAGGUAUUGAAAGGAUGGAUAUCAUGCUAAUAUUUGUUGAACUGUGUUUUUUGACAUGUCAGGAUAGUUAGUUUUGCUGGGUGGUGACUUCAACUAAACAACAUAAUAUGCUAUAUGGCUGUAUUACAGAUAGAGUUUAGCUAGUUUGGUAUACUUACCUGAUAAAAGCAUUCAUUGCUCAUCUGACUUUUAGUUAGUGUCUGUCGUGUGAUAAUAUGUAAGAUACUCCAUAGACAUGCCUACUUGUCCUCCUCCUGCAGAUUCAGAGUUGUACAGAUUGAGUGUGAGUGAUUUCAAACUAGGGUGACGUUUGACUUGUAGAGAGCCUGAUAGAUCUAACUGUACAGAAAUCAAAAGUGUGGUUCAGCCCCCUUACAAGACAUUGGAUUUUCUACAAAAGGCCAUGACUUAAAACACGAUUCUGUGCUCGUAAUUCUCACCACAUUUGAAUUUUGAUUUAAAACCGAGAUGCGUCCUUGGUUUUUUUUUUUUUUAAUUUCCAGUAUUUAUCAGAAGAGUUUGACUGUUAAAAGCUACGGGAUGAUAAAUUCUCUCCUUCAGCUUGGGGGAGCGUUCGGAUAUUCGCUCAUGGUUAGCUUCCAGCUGUACGCGGCCAUUUUUAAGAGUUAACCUGUGUGAUAUUAGACAUGUUCUAGGCAGUAUAAAGCUAUGUGACUGUUUUACAUGUGUUCAGAGUGGCUGUGGUGAAGUUUGUGAUCCGCAUCCAAUCGAACAGAACAAACCUGCAAAGCUGAAUACAGAUUCCAUGUCUCACAAUUGAGUUUUUCUCCCUAAGCUGCCCUUAAAUGUGUAUUUAUUCCUUAAAGAGAUAUCUUUUUUUUUUCUUUAAAAAAAAAAAAUCUUAAUCAACAAGCGCCACUGAUGUAAGUUAUGGUUCAGAUAAAUAAAUCACACAGAGGAGAACUUUAUGUUAAGUAAUCCAGAUUGGAAUAAUUGUUUUACUUUACACCUGUGCAGUAUUGUACUUGAGUGCUGAAAAUAUAGUAUAUCCCAGUUGAGAAUUUUAAUUAAAAAAGAAGCACAUUAUGAUAUCAACUAAUGAUAUUUUUGUCUUUUUCAAAAACACGACCCUUGGUUUGGUUUUCAGCACCGUGCAUCUUCUAGGCAUUAAAUUGAUGAUAUACUCAGCUGUGGCCUGGUGUUGCUAUGGUAACAUGACAACUAUGUGAUCUUUUCAGUGGCCUCCUUUGUUCUUUUGUUACUCCCCAGACUUACUUCUUCAACGUCAAGAGGAAAAAUUACUGCCUUUUGUUUUUCAGGUUUUCUCUAACCUGAGUCAAGAACUAAAGAAAAUGUCCUCAAACCAGUGAAUGAUAAUACUUACCUUCCUAAAUUAUUUUUUGAAAAAGUAUGGAAAUACAUGUUUAUUGUGCUUUUUAUUUCAUUUCCUUUUGGCUUUCCCCCCUCCUCCUCUUCUGCUUUAAAACCACAGAAUUACAGAGAACAAUGUCUUAACUAUCCAGAGUUUUAAACAGUGACUCAAAACUAUUAGACUUCACAUGAUGGGAUUGAUGAGGUCUAACUGUAGACCUGCAGAAAAAGUCGAGUCCAGAGCCAUAGCCCUCCAACCACACUCUCACAGCCCCCCCCCCACCCCACCCUCCACACACACACACACACACCGCCGGACACAAUAAGGAUGAAGGGCCUCAGCAAAGUGAAUGGACUGGACUAUCAUUAAUCCAUAGACAGGACGUCCAGGGCUCAAUCUCCAUUUAUCAGCACAGCUGCAGAGAGCCAGCACCCUGAUCCUGUAAUACCACCACCCCCCCCACCCCCCAGUGUGUUGACCGUGUCUUCUCGUGCACUUGCAUGCUUCUGGUGUGGAGUUGAGGCUCGCUUGGUGCACACCAUCCCAUUCUGUCUUGUGCUUGUGUGGAUAUGUGCCCUGUGCUGGCCUACUGCUGCCAUCAGGGGACUCAACAGGCACACACAGCAUGGAAAAUAGCAGUUUUUU